Mauremys reevesii (Reeves's turtle) is the source of this 3383-nucleotide messenger RNA. RefSeq names its product break repair meiotic recombinase recruitment factor 1 (gene BRME1). The transcript is spliced from 6 exons. The coding region runs from base 130 to 2616 and encodes 828 amino acids. Gene Ontology annotation, biological process: double-strand break repair involved in meiotic recombination. Lineage: Eukaryota; Metazoa; Chordata; Testudines; Geoemydidae. The record is from RefSeq and is a predicted model, not a curated record.
UUAUUAUGAUUUGCUCCAAGAUAACAUGGCAAGGCAUUGAUAGAGCUGGAAAUAGAAUGCAGGGGCCCAGAAUCUGUGCUCUAGCCUCUUCCUAGGGAAUUUAUUAAUUUGUUAAUUUACAGUUCCUAAAUGUGCAUGCUGUUGUGCUGUCUUUUUCUAACCAGCUCAAAUGACAAAGAAAGAAAAACUACCUCUGAACCGAAACAGUUAAGUCAGGCAAAGGAGUUUAUUUCUCUUCCUUUAUCUCAGAAUUCAGUAGGGAAGUUUGUGCCAGUCUUCGCAAAACCAAAGAAAGGUUUGACUGAAACACCUGAGAGAAAUGAUGGAGAAGCAGCAGGGUUUCAAACAGAACAGACAGUAAUGAUGCACAAACUUCAGGAAAUAUUAGAGCCUAAUCUCCAAUGCACAGACAGCAAUCUGGCAUGUGAGUCCUCAGAAGCAGAUAUGCAGGAAGCAAAGUUCUCACCAGAGUCAUUUCAGUUGAUGGGGUCCAAAGUGCAAGAAGCUGGAGAUAUGGAAAUUUCUCACUGUCAGAAAUGUACAAGUGAAGGGCUGGAUGUUAAAACUCAGAACCAGCAGAAGAUUAAAAACAUAAGCACCAAGGCUGCUAUGGUAGGUGAUUCUCACCAAGGAACAGGGAUAGCAUCUAAUUUACAAGAAGACAACUGUGACAAAAACACCUUCGUGGAACUUGUUCCCUUAUUUCCAGAUACUUUAUGUCAUAAGGAUGCAGGCAGUCAUGAAAACAGGAACCUGUCUCUAGGGUCACUUGAAUGCCCCAUUGAAAAGGAUGUGAGCUGUAGUAUACUAACAGAAUACAGAAUUUCUGACAGAGGUAAAGGCAAUCAAAAUGAAGACCUUCUGAAUAGUUGCCUUGAGAAUGUGGACCAAAAGAUACCCACAGAGGAUGAAAUUGCCAUAAAACUAGGCAACUUUGUUAAAGAAGAAAAAGAGACUAAGGAUGUGCAUGGGGAAGUCAUAGAUCUGAUGGAUACAAGCGUCAAAAGCAAAAUGGAGAGCAACCUAAUGAAACCUCAAUUUUUAGUAGAUUUAAAGAUCACCACAGAUAAAGAAAAGAACAACUCAUGCACAAGGGGCAGAGGUGAAGAGCAAAGCAGCAGUGACAAAGGAGCAGAGCAGAACAGUCCAUUCAAAGAUGACAAAGCUGCAGAACAAAAUAGCCUUCACAGCAGUGGCAAAAUUGCAGAACACAGCGACCUGUGCAGCGCUGGUAAAAUUGCAGAUCGAAGCAGCUCAAAAAGCAGUGUCAAAACCACACAGCAAAGUAGCCCAUGCGUAAGUGCUGAAGUUGUAGUAGAGCAAAGAGGCAAUUGCAAAAUUACAGAGCAAAGCAGCUCACAGAGCAGUAGUGGCAGAGUCUCAGAGAAAAUCAACAGUGACAAAGACAGAGGUACUUCUGGGAAGGAUUUUCUUAGUAGUACUCCAUCCAUGAUUGUUGAUCUGAAGAUGGAUAUAGAGGUUACUGAAUUAAAAAGCAUACAAGCUACUGAAACAACCUGUCUAUUCUGCAUACAAACUGAAGGGCGUGGUCACUUAGAGUGCAACAACACCUCACUGCAAACAGCUUUUUACAAUGGAGAGAGUUAUACAGGCAAAGAAGAGGCAGAAAAGAAGAGCAAGACAUCUGUAGGCACCAGAGCAGAAUCUGACCCAAAUGCUUCAACUCCCUUGAUUGAUAAUAGCUUUAUAUGUGAGAACAAUCAAGAAGAUUACAUCACUUUGGAGUCAGGGAAGGAAAAUGGAAGUGAGAAGGUGAGGCCUGGUAGGAAACAGUCACCAUUUAGUAUCUGUGACUCAAGACCUAAUGCAUUAGAAGUGAAACAGUCAAAUACAGAUAUUGUCCCACAGGCAGCAACUCAAAUUCCAGAGGCAGGAAUAAAGUCUUCUCCCCUUUCAUUUGGCCUCCCGUUGAAUGUAAAAAACAAUGAAGAAAUGGUCAUUUGUGAGAAAAAUAAAAUGGACCCUGUUCCCAUGGAAAAUUGUCUUUCCCCUAUAGAUGUUCUUGAGCAACUGGAAAGAGAAAAGGUGAUAAUCAAUCAUAAAAGAGAAACUGAUGCUAAUUCAGGUGUCUGGAAAUCUCUUUCUGCAGCAGAUACAGGUUUGCCUAGUAGUGCACUGAGGGAUUCUUCCCCAGUGGACCAAACCUGCUCACCUUGGGAAGAUGCACUUUCUCUGGAUCUAGAAUUGUUGCCUGACAACCCGUUACAGACUGUCCUUGAAGAUAACAGAGUUGAAUUUCCACUAAAGCAGCGAUUUUCUGUGGAUAGUAAUUGCAGUCCUUCCAUCCCUGAAAGUGAUCUGUAUCCUGAAGGAGAACGACGUCCAAAGACACCAGUCCCAAUCAUUAAUAUAUCUUACCCAAACAAGCUGCAACCCAGGGUUGAGAUGAUGGAGGGGGGUUGUGAUCCCACCAAAGAGGAAGAUGCAACAGAUGUUGUUUGUGGUCUGAUUAUUGAGCUCUCUAAUCUCAAUCGACUGAUAAUGAACACCCACAGGGAUCUGGAGUCUUUAAAGAGAUUGAAGUACAGAAAAAGCAGACAAUCCGGAAGGUUUAUUGCUCAUGCCCUGAAGGGAGCGACAAAUACUCUGUACUAAGUAAAAAAUGGAAGGCGCUCUAGGACUGUGCAUCAAAUCAGAGCUACAUAGCAGCAUUGUUGGGUUUAAUGGUUUAAAUGGCCAGAGGUUUUGUUCUGGUGUUGCUUUUACUCUCCUACAUUUGGCAUUUUGAACCUUAUUCUUAUUUACACUCAGGGCCCUUGACAGCACUCUAGCCAUGUUAAGGCUCCUUUUCACUGGCAGAAUGUAGUAAAUGAGGCUGAACUAUAAAUGAGACUAAGGCCCAGUGUCUUAGAACCAAAUUCUUGCUGGCUACUGGCUGAUUGCAGUACAGGAAUAUCCACUCAUCUCCUGCCUCCCCAAAAGGCACAUAUACAGAUUUCAAAAAACAGUUGUAUGCUCAAAUUCUGGUUGUAAACCGUUGGUCUUUCCCUUCCAACCUUGUCCAGACUAGAGGUUAAAGGUGAAAUGUUGAGCCAUUCUAGCUACCAUGUUUGAAAAAGUCUAGUGUAGACAAGGCAGCAUAUACAUGCUAAACUGUUCAAGGUAAACCCUAGUCUCCCCACUGAAGACUUCACCUCAAUCAGUUUAGCAUGUGUUUAAAGUCCCAGACUUUUGAAAAUACCUUUCAUCCACUUCUGUUAUGGAGCCCUUGCAGAGCAGGCUUUCUUCAUGUUUUCAGGGAAAACCAGAACUGAGGUGCUCUUUUCAGUCCUAUGACCCUGCAACAGCCUGGAUUUGUGCAGUAUUAUUCUGAUAUAAAUUAUGCAGAAAACAUUGGCCCUUGAAUAAAAAGUGAAACUGUU